AUGGAAGAAGAAGAGCCUAAAUCACAGAGCUUGAAAGAAGAAGACAAUGAACCACAGAGCUUUAAAGAACAGCCUAUUUCACAGAGUUUGAAAGAAGAGCCUAAAUCACAGAGCUUGGACGAUGAAGACGCUAAGUCACAGAGCUUAAAAGAAGACCUUCAAUCACUGAGCUUAGAAGGACGAGAUGGUUAUGCAUUCCCUGGAUUCAAUGAAAAUUCGUUGCAGUUCCUGGAUUCAAUAGACGGGUAUUUAACCCUAUUGGAUUCACUGUCUUGGACACUCCGACAGGGGUGGCUGCAAUUAGCAAGUGCUCGACAUUCAAUGGGUGAGUCACGUGUGAGCAGUGCUGUGUUGGACCUGAAAUCCCACCCUGCAAGCACAUUUUUGGAAGUAACCCAGCAAUCCAAUCCAGGAGUUGGGCAAAUUCAUCAUUUUACGUUGCACAAAUGGGCAUCCUUUGACAAUGACAAUGGAGCUCCACAUAUGGAUACGAGUCCACAGAUACGACAACGAAAGGAAAAGGAUGGAGCUCCACCUCCAGUUAAAGCCGAAGCUGACCACCAACAUCAGCUUCAAAAGGAGCGGUCUAAGUCACUGUUGGUGUUUGGCGGUUUGGUUUCACCAAAGCUACGGGCAGCACAACUCUCAUUCGAAUCUGCACUUGACGCCCUUGUAGAGAUUGCCAACAUGCGUUCUUUGAUGCUUUCCACUUUCCAUAAGGUCAGGGAAGAAGUGGAGGCUGCCAAAGCCAAAUGA
Prunus armeniaca (apricot) is the source of this 756-nucleotide messenger RNA. NCBI's taxonomy places the organism in Eukaryota, Viridiplantae, Streptophyta, Magnoliopsida, Rosales, Rosaceae. The record is from the annotation of a GenBank genome assembly.